Messenger RNA from Closterium sp. NIES-65, 3684 nucleotides. The record is from the annotation of a GenBank genome assembly. NCBI's taxonomy places the organism in Eukaryota, Viridiplantae, Streptophyta, Zygnematophyceae, Desmidiales, Closteriaceae.
AUGUCCACGGAGGCGCUUAAAGCGUUCGUUUUUAACGAAUCAGUACCGAUCAUGGACUCGUCGCCUCUGCCGGGAGGGGUACCUGGGGGUGGAAUGAUCGUUCCUCCUGCGCUUGGGGGAGCUGCUGCUUCGCUGUUCAUGACUGGCGGUCGGAAUCGGGUCCCAGGAGCGGCUAUGAUGAGAUCCGUGGUGGCUCCUGAUACAGGCGUAAAGAAGCGGGAGGAGGUGUUUGUUGAUGUGAUCGAACGGCUGAGCGUGACUUUUAGUCCCAACGGAUACAUCCUGACGUGUGAGAUUGACGGAACCAUACAGAUGAAGAGUUAUCUGACCGCGAAUCCUGAAGUUAGGAUAGCUCUUAACGAGGACCUCGUUAUAGGCCAGAGGAACGCUCCAGCGUCGCUGCUGUAUGGAGGGGGAGGCGGGAUGGGGGAGGAUGGAAGCGGAGGAUUCGGAAUUGUUGUUCUGGAUGACUGCAACUUUCAUGAGAGCGUACGGUUGGAUACCUUUGAUGUGGACCGGACAAUGACUCUCGUGCCACCAGACGGGGAGUUCUCAGUCAUCAAUUACCGCAUGACGCAUGAGUUCAAGCCUCCGUUCCGGGUGUAUCCGGUUCUGGAGGAGAUCACCCCUUUCAAGGUAGAGCUGUUCAUAAAGUUAAAGGCAGAGUUUCCCGCCACAGCAACCGCCAACUCCAUUGUCGUCCGUGUGCCGCUGCCCAAGAGCGUGAUUAAAGUGAGCUGUGAUUUAGACCCUGGAGCUGUGGGGCAGUCAACGGAUUUCAAGGAUGCGUCCAAGAUUCUGGAGUGGACUAUAAAGAAGAUGCCCGGUGGUGGGAAUGAGCAUACAUGCCGGGCCAAGAUGACCCUGAAUCAGGAGCGGGGCUCAGGGAACAUGAAGAAGGAAACUGGUCCAAUUAGCCUGUCGUUCAAUAUCCCCAUGUACAACGCAUCUAGACUCCAGGUUAUGGCGAUAAAGCAGAUUCCUGCUGGAAUGAAGGAGCAGUUGCUAUCUCACGUUGUGCUGAAGCAAGAGGCGUUGGAGGAGGACAACAAGCUGGUCAACGAGUUUCCCAUCUCCAUCCGUGAUGGGGUCGCAAUGUCCCUGCAUGGGAAAGUGCUCGCAGAUGCAUAUCUGUUUCAGGGCUGCUCAAAGGCGUUCAUUCAGUUCCUGGUUUCACGACUGCGAGUGGAGUAUUUUCUUCCUGGGGAGGUGGUGGUGAGUCGGCAUGACAACAACCAUCAGCUCUAUCUGCUCGUGCAAGGAGAAGUGGAAGAAGUCCAUUUCAGCAGGAAUGGAGCUCGAGUGGCCACGGUGUGGAGUCCAGGGGAGAUGUUUGGGGAGGCGGGCUUGCUCGCCAGCAAGUUCUCCCCCUUCACUGCUCACGUCAAGUCUUUCUGCAAGGUGCUGAGGAUCGAUGGCCAGGUCUUUUCAGAGGCCACUGCGUUUCAUCAGGAGGAUGGAGAGAGGAUUAUUAGCAAUUAUUUGCAGAAAUUUGGGCAAUCUGAAUCUGAACCGCUAGACUUUGGUCAGCCCAGGGCUCGUCGCCUCACAGACACGGCAGAGGAAGUGCGCCGAGCCGUGACUCAGCGGCAGGCACAGCAGACACUGAGCGCCAUACAGCAAGCAGCCCGGGGGGACUUGGAUCACCUCAAGAUGCUGCGAAAGCUUGGAGCAGACUUCUCGAAAGGGGACUUUGACGGCCGGACUGCACUGCACCUGGCCGCCUCCAGGGGCUUUCCGGACAUUUGCAGUUUCAUUCUGCGAGAGGGAGGUUCUGCCAACAGGAAAGACCGCUUUGGUGUGACACCUCUACUGGAAGCCCUUCGAGCAGGCCACAUGCAGACAGCCGAGGUGCUGCGGGAGCACGGCGCCCAAGUCCUCCUGGACGACCCAGCAAGCGAGCUGUGCCACGCGGUGAAGCGCGGUAUGGUGGAGUACCUCGAGCGCCUGCUCUCCUUCGGCCUGGACCCCAAUGAGGCGGACCACGACCUGCGCACGCCCCUGCACGUGGCAGCAGCAGAGGGGUCCGUUGUGCUCGUGCGGCUGCUGCUGGAGCAUGGGGCGGAUGCAUGGGCGCGGGACCGGUUGGGUCACCUGCCGGUGGACGAGGCGUGCCGGAAUGGGGCGAGGCCGGUGAUUGCACUGCUCAAGGAUGGCAUGCGCGUGAAGCUGCCGCCGCUGGCAAGUCGACCACCAGCUGGACGAGCCUCUCUCACUCGUGGAGGCUCGCAGCGCCGUCGCCACACCCACCACCAGCCCUCAUCUUCCAUCGCAGGAGCCCCCGCCGCCACUACCAACACUGCCACCACCACUACUGGCACAAGUAACACUUCAACCAGCAACACUGGCAGCACUCCCCGCCACUCCCGGCCCAGCAGGCAACGCUCCCAAAGCGUCGACACCUAUUCCGACCAAAUCGAAUCUGCCCCUGACAGCAGCAGCUCGGGAGCUGCGUCCCCCUCCACCUGCCUGCCCUCCGACCCCUUACUCCAGCAGCGCGUGAUGCACCUGCGCCGCCGCCCCACCAGUUCCGUGCACAUCCCCACUGACCUCCUGGCCGACCUUCCUGCUUCGGUUUUCGAUGAGUACCUCUCAGAGCACCAGACUGCAUCUAAUCAGCCGCUCUUCACCCCUCCUGCGUCACCCCUUGCGCAUCUGCUCCUGCCCAAGCUCCAUGCUGCUGGUUCUUUGACCCCGCCACCCUCGUUUGAUGGCGGCUCUGAGUUGCAGCCUCGCUCGUCCUCAGCGACCUUCCCACUCUCUGAACCUUUACUCCCACCUAUUCCACAUCCACACACCACACACACUGCACAUGCCACCACGCAUGCCGAACACACCGUGCACACAGCACCAUACCGCUCUGCCUCUGCUGCUCUCCCCCCUGCUCCACCUGCCCCUGGCGUAUCCUCUGCUCCCCGUGCACAACAGCGGCCCACGCCCCUCACCAUCGACCCUCUAGACAGAAGCAUGAGUCGCUCCUCCACAGCCCCGCAUUCAUCACUAGACGAAGUCCGCACCCAACUGAUACCAGCCUCACCAGAACCCUCCACUCCCUAUGCGACCAGCCAGCCCCUGUCAGGACCCCUGUUGAGAGUGGGAGAACCGAUCACUCCCUACCCUCAUCGCAACUACAUGCCUGCAGGAUCGUUCUCAGGAUCUUUCAGAGCCUUGCCUCCGCCCCCAACCCCAUCUGUGGCUGUGGCCAACCGCCGUGUCACAGUCUUCCCAUGCCGACCAUGGGACACUGGCCCAGCUGGCAAUCCACCUGGGGAUUCUCCUGGGGAAGAUGAACUUAGCGAGGGAGCUCAUGGAAGGCAACCACGUGACUGUUUGCCUGAUCAGGCUGUGCAUUCAUCAGGGGAUUCUGCAUCGCCUGAACCUGGGAGCAAAGGAGGUGUUGGGAGCCGGGCUGGAGAAGAGAAGAGAUUCAUGGGGCGACCAUAUGGGAAGGUGGUGUUGGUACCCCUCUUUAUGGUCACCCUGAAAGAGCAGCUGAGCACGCUGUUAGGAUUCCCUGUGAGAAUCCUUGUGAAUAAGGAUGGUGGGGAGAUCACUGACACAGAUACUAUUCGGGAUGGAGAUGUCAUUUUUGCUCCACCAUCUGAACCUGCUCUAUCUGAUCCCCUUGCGUGCCAAUCCUGCAGAUGUCGAAAAGUACCAGCACCAGGUGAUUCCAAUCGGUAG